CUGGCAGUGAAGGAUACACAUUGGGAGUUUGGUUCCUCCUAAUUUUUGUAGUAAGAAGCAGAAGGGACAAUUAACUAAGGGAACCUAGAGGAAUGGAUUUUUGUGGAGACUGGCUGUAGGUGGAGACUGGCUGUUGGAUUUACAUACGGAAGAUGUGCAUAUCUAUAAAUAUGAGAGGUGCUCACAACAGCACUGGUGCCAGUUAGGCAAACGAAGAAGGUGACACGACACUAAAACGGCCACUCUUGUGUAUGAUUUAUUACUCACUCUUGGGAGCAGAGGAAGCUACUUAGGAAAGGGUAUACCUCAUAUUGAAGAAGACAUAUCCCUUCAUACAGAAGUUAUAGAGUGAAAUAUCUGUAGAGCAUUCUGAAUCAUUUUUAAUUGGGGACAUUGUCACUGUCCACUACCAUGGCUUUUCUGUCGCAUCUGUUCCAACGAAAGAAGAAGAAGAAACCACAGCCCUUCUUCAGGAGAGGAACUUUUCAGAAGCCUAACAAUCUCCGCCAACAGAACUACCACACUUUGCUGGAGGAGUGCCUCAAGAAAAGUUGCUUGUUUGAGGAUGAGUUCUUUCCGGCAGAUGUUAGAUCCAUUGGAACAGGGUCGUUACUCCAGAAACUACCCCAGAAGAUACAGUGGAAGAGGCCACCUGAGCUGCAUAAGAACCCAGUGUUUUAUUCCACACACACCAAACGGCUUGCAAUAUGUCAAGGACUGAUAGAGGACUGCUGGUUUUUGGCUGCCUUAGAAGCUUCAACAUUUCAGCCAGACAUCUUAUCUAACAUGGUGCCACAGAACCAAAGCUUUGAGAAGAAGAAGUAUGCUGGGAUUUUUCAUUUCAAGUUCUGGCAUUUUGGCGAAUGGGUUGAUGUAGCGGUAGAUGACCGACUGCCUGUAAAUGAGGCUGGACAGCUUGUUUUUCUCUCUUCUGUUUAUAAGAACCUGUUCUGGGGAGCUCUUCUGGAAAAGGCUUAUGCCAAGCUGUGUGGCUCCUAUGAAGAUCUUCAGAUUGGGCAGGUGUCAGAAGCUCUGGUAGACUUCACAGGAGGCGUUAACAUAACCAUAAAGCUGGCUGAUGCUCCAUCUGAUCUCUGGCAUAUCUUGACCAGAGCAAUCUACAGCAGAUCUCUGAUAGGCUGCCAGACCCAUUCAGGGCCAAGACGUGUCCUUCCAAAUGGAUUAGUGGCUGGCCAUGCCUACACAGUGACUGGCAUACGAAAAGUGACUUGCAAACAUGGACAUGAAAAUUUGGUAAGGCUAAGAAAUCCCUGGGGGAAGGUUGAAUGGAAAGGUGACUGGAGUGACAGCUCUGGGAAAUGGGAGCUACUGAGUCCAAAGGAGAAGAUUUUGCUGCGCAGAAAUUAUGACGAUGGAGAGUUCUGGAUGUCUGUGCAAGAUUUUAAAACCCAUUUUGUUGAUCUGAUGAUCUGCAAAUUAACCCCUGAUCUGAUGAGUCAAGAAGAUGGGAAGAAGUGGAUGUGCUCAAUGCAGUUUGGUGCAUGGGUCAAAGGAAGCACAGCCGGGGGCAGAAAACAAUCCCACAAAGAUACAUUUUGGAUAAAUCCCCAGUACCAGCUGAAAGUUAUGCAAGGCAACGUGAGCAAAAGAUCCAUGUACUCUUGCAGUGUGUUUAUAUGUCUGAUCCAAAAGCGCAACAGUAAACACCGGAAUUGGAUGCCUCAUCUUCACAUAGGCCUCUCUAUCUAUAAGGUAGGUGGAUACCAUGAAAAUAAUAAAAAACUACCUCGUGAAUUCUUUGCUCAGAAUACACCUUUGCAUAGCUCACCUUUAGUGAAUGAUCGUGAAGUGACUCUAGAUUGCCGGCUGCAUCCUGGGGUCUAUGUCAUUGUUCCCUCCACCUCGGAACCCCAUCAAGAAUCUGAAUUCAUCUUGCGAGUCUUCUCCAGAAAGCACAGCCUUCAUGAAUUGGGUAGAGAUUCAAGUUUGGUCCUUUCGAAGGAGAUAGUUGACAAAUGUGAAGACAAAGUCUGGGAUGAUUUCUUCACCAAGUACUUUGAUCUACAUCCUGAAAUAAACCCAUUCCAGCUGCAGAUGAUCUUAAACAACGUGUCCUGGACAAGUCUUCAGAACUAUGGGCUGAGAUUUAAUUUAGAUCCCUGUCGGAGUAUCCUAGCCCUCCUAGAUCUUAAUAGUACCGGCACUCUGAGCAUUCAAGAAUUCAGAUUCCUUUGGAAGAAGCUGCUUCUUUACGAGCAAGUUUUCCGGGAAAAAGAUGCACACCAAGAAGGAGCCUUGGACCAAGAGGAGUCACAUGCGGCCAUGCAAGAAAUAGGAAUCUCCCUCAGCAAGGAGCUCUGUAAACUGUUAGUAGUCCGAUACGGGAACUCUAGCCUGAAAAUCAGCUUUGAGAGCUUUGUCUGCUUCAUGCUCCGUGUGGAACUCAUGAGGGAGGCCUUUCACAACACAAGCCGAGAUGGCAAAGGGAUAUAUCUUCAAGAGGCUGAGUGGAUGAUGAUGACUCUCUAUUCAUGAUGCAAAGCAAAGGUGAAGAGUUGAAUCAAGCUUCAUUAGUGCUUCAAGAGACUGGCAUUUGCUCAUCAAUUUUUCUGCAUAUGGUGGCUGCUAUUUUGAGCCCAACCUUGUUAUUCUUUUGGAAUUUGGAGCCAUUUCAUUAACGAUGAGUAGCUCUGCUGUUGUUUUCAGGGCUUGCUUAUGAGUUACAGUAUGGAUUUUGUAAGUGACUGGAAAACACAAGAUCAUGUCUUUAGCACACUGGUUGAUCUUCCUGAAAGAGUGAGGACAGCAAGUCAGUGAACAAGCACAAUUGUCUUGUAAGGGCUGAUGAAGUAGCCUGCAAAAAUUGUGGUUUACCUAUCACAUUGUGAUAGUUAGAAAGACUGCCUUCCCCAACCUUUUGCUGGCUGGUCCAGGUAUGGUUAUAUUGGGAGGCUUUGGGGAGGUGGGGUUUUUAAACUGCGUUUUGUGUGUGUUGACCCCCCUGUUGACUUAUAUAUGUAUUUACUAUAGCUAUUUUUGCUUCCUGAUUGUAUUAUUUCUUAUUUUGGUGGGGAGCUACCCCAUUUUCGGCUGUGACAUGGAUUCUCACAAGCACAAACAGGAUUCCUCUCAUGGAGAAGAGCUAUCCUGUUCUCUCCUUCCUGCUGCAACCCUCUGUGCAACCUGAAAAACUAAUCCUGAAGGCCAGGGGAAUCUUUGGAGAUGUUGUGGGAUCUGCUCUGGGGUGGGUUGCAUAGAAGCGGAGUCAGCAGGAAUCACCGACUCCCCUCUUUGAGUGAGGAGACUUGCCAGUUCUGGGUCCCUUUGGACCUAUUGUUUAGUGAUGCUGAUAUAUUUUGUUCUCCUUUUGAUUUUUAUUGAUGCUUUGUUGUUUUGGAUUAUUUCAGGGUUGUUGUUUUUUUUAAACUUAUACUUAAAAAGAAUAGGAUUUUAAAAACAAAUAUAUAAAGUCUCACUAUAGGUGGUAUAGUUAACACCUAUAGUAAAACAAUAGUAGGAUUUUAAAAUAAAUAAACAUUUCAUUAUAGGUGAUAACUCACUUAUACAGUAGAUAGGCACUAUAAGCCAACCUAUAAGUGGCAUAACUCACAGUAUAAUAAAUAAAUAAAUGUCUCAUUAUAGGUUGUAAAAGGCAGAGAGAGGGUGCCCUGUUCACAAUAAGUCCAAAAACAUAAGGAAAGGAAGGUAUCUUUGGGAGUUGCUACCUGUAUAUAUGUUUUUCUGGAGGGCUGUCAAAACACUUUUUUGUAUAUAAAGCAUAGAACACCUGUGCUUGCAAUACCGGUCUAUGAGACAAACAUUCAGUAGGUGUACUCUUCACUGUAUCUCCACACUCGGAAAAGGACCUGCUGUCGAAUUUCUGCCUGUCAUGCAGCUGUUAAAGGCAUAAAGCCCUGCAAAGAAAAAAUGUUGGCAGUAAGUUUUGCCCUUAUAUAUUUCUCUCUAAGUUGAUAUUUAGCGGCUAGAAUUAAGUAGCUGGGCUACUUAAGUGUACAGUAUUUUAUUUUAUUUUAUUUAUACUAUUAUUUAUAUUAUUUUUAAUGAAUACAUGGUUACUUAGCUUACACUAUUGAAUAACAUAGGAUAGAUAAUGAAAGCAGAUAGAAAAGAAUGUGUAUACCUCCUUAGGCUAAAAAACAUUUGGGGGGAAACAGACAGUGGACAGAUACCACCGUCUUAUCUCUUUUGCUGAAGUGCGGGAGGGGGAUAUAUAAAUCUGUAAAUAAAUGACUUGAAUUUUACCCUACAAAACUAGCCCUUAAAUACAGUUUUGAAUAUCUUGCACAAGUUGUCAAGUAAGUCACAUUUGGAAGUUGUUAUAGCCAGGGUAAUGCAUCGUACAAUGCUUGGAUGGUUUAUGUAUCAUAUUUUAUUUAUAUAUAUGCACUAUCUUUUUAAAUGCAAUGCAUUGUAAUUGCAGCAGUAUUGUGUAUUUCUUGGUUACUCACCCUUCAGAAUUUAUUUUUUGCUGUGUAGCAAUAAGCUUUUUAUCAUGCAAACCGGCCCAGAACUCUGUGACUCACCAUUCUGAAACUGUAAAGAGGCAUUUUAUUGGAAUCAUUACACCUAAACAUGUGCAAUUCAAGCUCCGUUUUGUGGCUCACAAUAAACUUUUUUUUUUAAUGGUG
This is a messenger RNA of Hemicordylus capensis (graceful crag lizard), 4610 nucleotides long. It is a transcript of the gene CAPN14, whose product is annotated as calpain 14. The coding region runs from base 412 to 2496 and encodes 694 amino acids. The transcript is spliced from 22 exons. Gene Ontology annotation, molecular function: calcium ion binding; calcium-dependent cysteine-type endopeptidase activity. Gene Ontology annotation, cellular component: cytoplasm. Gene Ontology annotation, biological process: proteolysis. Lineage: Eukaryota; Metazoa; Chordata; Lepidosauria; Squamata; Cordylidae. The record is from RefSeq and is a predicted model, not a curated record.